GCAGCAGCAUAUUUGGCAAAAUAGCAACACACUAACAUCGCUGGCAGUCACAAGUCGUUGCAAGUGGUUGUUUUUUUUUAUUUAUAAUAUCGUCAACAACGUAGCAUUAACCGAGUCAUUUUUUCGACUCGGAAUCUGUUGUUGCAUUGAUAAUGAUGUCGAGAGUGCGAUUAAUCAAAGGGUUCCUAGCUUUUUCGAAGUCUGUCUGAAGAAAAAUAUGUAUACAAGUGUCGAUUUAGUGGCCUUCGAAAAAUAGUUGUGUAAAAUCGAAACUGUCGUCUGUUGAAAUUGAUGCCUUAAUAUGGAGGGUUCACCAAAAUCAGAUGAACCAAGUAAAUCUUGGGAUCACGCUUGGAGCACAGAAGAAAUGCGAGAUAACCGAGGAAAUUGGAGUCUUGCAGCUGAUGUUGGUCUUUUAAAGCAUUUAGAACUAUUUGCAGAGAAAAUGCAUAAUAAAGCUGAUGAAACAAGAAAUGCAAUUGAUAAAUUAAAUUCUGAUCUCACUCAAACAGGAAUAUUUGUAGAUAAUUUAACCAAUAUUUCGUUUUCUCUUGCUAAUACUCAAUACAUAGAAAAUGUAAUCCAAGAAGAUAAUCCUGAAUUGGAAAAAGUUGCAGAACAAAAUUCUGAAGGUGCUAAAACAGUUCAAGCUGAAUCAAAUGCCCCAGAUUCUCUUGUUGACAUAUUUAAAAGUAUAGAUGAAGGGUUGAAAAUAAUGGAUAAGUAUUAUGAAAAAUUAGAAGUUGAAGCUAGCGAUAGUGAAGAUGAAGAUGAAUCUUUACCAAGUGUCAUAUGGAAACAAAAAGAUCCCUAUCAACACAGACCAUUACCUUAUGUUAUUGGUUCUGAGAAGUGGGAAGCAUCAAAAAAAGUUGGUUUAGAAACUAGCAGUAGUGAAUCUGAUCAAAAUGAAGAGGAGUCAGAAAGUGAUUCUGAAAAUAAAAAUAUAUCAGGAAUGCGUGCUUUAAGUUCCACAAUAAGAACAGAUUUAAGUAGUAGAAGGUUAUCAUCUACUUCAAGUGAAUCAAAUGAUUAUAACAUCGAGAGUAGUAGUAUUAAAAAUAUUGAUAAAGGAAGAUUGUAUGCAAGAAGUCAAGAUACUCUCAGUCCUGAUACGGAACCUACAACUCCAUCAAGCAUACUGUCUAAGAAUCAAAAUGUUAAUAUUAAAACACCCAGCUUUGCAGAAGAAUUGGCUAAAAGAUUGACAAAUGUAGCACCAUCUUCUAAGAAUAUGUCAGAACAUGAAUCAAAAGAACAGAUAAUAAGAAAUUCAAAAGGUGAACCUCCCUUUCGCGAAGAGUCCGGCAUUUUCACUUCAAAAUCAGAUAAUUUAUUCAAUGAAGCAAAUAAACUAUAUCCGGAUGAAAGACUCGACGAUGAUUGGAGAAAUACAAAACCGUUGAUGAAACCACAUGCACCCAACGUGUUUCCUAGCAGUGAAGAACCACCUCCACUCAGUGUUGUAUCUUCGGCUCCGAAAUCGAACAUAGAUGAUUUGUUUGGAGACGCCGAUGAAUCAGACGAUUCGGACGAUAUAUUUUCUGGUAAAUCGUCGAAAAACAUAUUUUCAUCUGCUGGUGCUACUUCGUCUAAAGUGGCCACAUCGGCCACCAUGAAAAACAAGAAUCUCAAAGUUGAAAAUGUACAAAAUAUUAAUGCAAUGGCAACAAGUACGCCGGAAACAAAUGACCGUGCAAAGGGAUUAUUCGACGAUGAUGAAGACGAUGACGAUUUAUUCGGAGCUGUUUCGAAACAGCCGAAAGCGCCUGUCGAAUCUUCCCCAUCGACAGUUACAAAAAAGAAACCCAUCGGUGGCGUAUCGAUAUUCGGCCAAGUCGACAUCCUCGCGUCGUCGAAAUUUCCUCGACGAGCGUCGUCGUCGUCGUCGUCGUCGUCGUCGUCGAGCUCGAACAACGAGGACGAAGCUGCUGUUGCUGCUGCAUCCACGCCAACGCCGCCGGCCGGCUCGACGAGUGCAUCCGCGAUCGGCAGCAGCAUCAGCAACAACGCGGCUGCAUCGUCCACCGAUAAUAACGCCACGAGUCGCAGAAUCGGCAGCAACAACAACAGCGGGGCAGUCGGCGCCGGCUCGAGCGCGUUUCAGUCGUCGUCCCUCGUCGAAGCACAGCUGGGGGGUGGCAGCGGCAGCAACAGUAGCAUCGGCAACUCGGCCCUGGGCAACAACGCGACUCAGGUCAGCGGGAACAACAGCAGCAGCGGGGUCUUCAUCACGCAGCCGAGCAUGGACUCGGCGGGAUCGAGCCUCGGUGCCGAUUUCCAGCCGUUGAUGAGCUCCAGCAGACUCAAGUCCGAAGAAAUAUAUCGCGAGCGCAUAGUCAGUGACAGUUUAUUAAAGAGCCGAACGAGAAAUAAUUCCUCUGAUCAGCAAAUCGGCCAACCACAACAACAACAACAACAACAGCAGCAAAGACAACAACUUGAGCCGACAGUCGAGGAUGUAUCACGCGGAAGCGAAGACGUUUUUGGACCUCCACCCUUGUCCAAGGAUAGCAGUUCAAGAAACAAAUCGAAGGUAACUUCCUUAUUUGACGAUUCGGAUUCAGGCGACGAUUUGUUUGGCUCGGCCUCGACGAGUUCCCGAGGUACGCCGUCUCGUUCGGUGCCACCGAGCACCACCUCCGCCGGUGCGACAAAAAAGAAGAGCAUCUUCGACGACGACGAAGACGAUCUGUUCGGCCCACCGCGGGACGAUCUCUUCAGUUCUGUGCCCACUACGUCGACUGGACGUGGCCUCUUCGAUCAGGAUAUUUUUGGCGGCAAAAAGAGCAAACCAGAGGAGCCUGAGGCGCCUACGCCGACGCAAUCGCUGAAGAGCACGAAUUUGUUCCCGGAUGAAUCGGAUGCGCUGUUUCCGAAGCCUACCGAGGUGAAAGCGAAUAAGGGUUCAGAGAAAAAGGCACCUGAGGGCGAAUCGAAAGUUUAUUCAGUCGAUCAGAAGUUGCCAUCUACCACCAGUAAAAAGGAAGUUCAGAGUACAAAGCCAGAUGCUCAGAAAAAUAUUUUUUCAGACGACGAAGCGGAUAAUGAUUUCGAACGUGAGCGCCUGAGUGCAAAGGAAAUAAGCGCGAGCUCGGAAAAGUCAUCAGCCCCGAGCGAGUCGAAGAAAAAUAUUUUUUCAGAUGAAGAGUCAGACGAUUUGUUUGAUAAAGAUACUUCUAAAAUUAAUUUAAAAAAAGAAACGGUGUCAAGUGCAAAUAUUUCAUCGAAAACUGCAGUGGAAGAGAAAAAACAAGAGAAAGUGUCACAGUCUAAAAGUAGCUUAUUUUCGGACGACGAAUCGGCUGAUUUGUUUGGUGCUAAAGCCUCGAAACCGUCUGUCAAAAAAACUGACAAAGCUGCGAGUCUUCUCUUCGACGACGACGAUGAGCCAGACCUAUUCGUCAGCAAACCAAAGCCAAAAGUGAAUGAAAAGACAGAUUUGUUCAAAGGUUUAUUUGAUAAUAAGCCGUCGAAGUCGAAAAAAUUGACGAGUAAUAUUUUCGACGACAGUGACGACGACGACGACGAUUUGUUUGGUAGUUCAAAAGAAACGAAAAUUUUGUCCAGCGAAAAAAAGCCUACGGAUAAAAUCAUGCAGGAGGAAAAAAACGAAGUUGUCGACGCCGAUCAUGAAAAGGCAAAUGUUCAAGCUGAAGAGAAUGAUAAAAAAGUCGAAGCUCCAACCAAAGCUCCAGCGGUUGGGAAAAAACCAGAUGCGAAGCCAGAUAUCUUCGAUGACGAAGAUGACGACGAUGAUCUCUUUGGCGAUAAGAAGAAAAAGAAAGCUGCUGUCGCAGUUGCCAAAGAAAUAGCUAAAAAUGUCAAAGAACAGUCUGAAAAAGCUGAAGCUAAGCCGAAGCCAGUGCCAUCAUCCAAACCAGAAAUAAUGCCGAAAAAAGCGGCAAUUCUUGCCGAUCUGAAAUCUAAACUUGAAAAGCAUAGGCAGGACAUGGGCAUUGAUAAGCCAUCAAAGUCGCCAGAGAGCUUGGCCGGCGCUAAGAGCCUUUUUCCACCUCUCAAGAGCGAAAUCCCCGAGCCAAGUGUCGUCGACGGUCUGGGCAGCUCGAAACCGAAACCGGAACCGCCGAAAUCGUUGAAGCUGAAAAUAGGUACUCCACCGCCCCCUGUACAACCCUCGGAAGGGCCAUCAUCGCCCGGCACGCCUGGAACGCCUGGAACGCCUGGGACGCCCAAAAAGCCAGUUGUUUCAGGAAAGAUAAAGAAUUUAAUGGGUAAAAUGAAUGAUCUGAAGAUUCUUUCACCUAACGAUACGCCACCGUUGUUCAGAAAGAAUAAGGAGGAAAAUAAUGGUGCCAAAAAUGAAGACGAAAAAGAAGCAACGAACGAUGAUGCUACCAACAGCGAAGCGAGUACGCCAAGUUUCUUCAGUGGUGCAUCCUCUCCACUUAUUUCCGAAGCCAACUCUAAAACGAAAGAUUCGCCUUCAAUAAGAUCGGAAAAUACAGAAACGGCCAUCAGUCUCGAUGAACCUGUGCAGCCCGAGACACUAUUAUCAAUCGAGAAAUCAAAAAGUCGAGCUCGUAUUCCAAAACGUCGACCACAAUCUCGAGAAGCUCGUCAGAUAGCUAUUCGAAAUAGCGGCAUCGAUUUCGAUAUAGUCGAUGCAUCUGGUUCUCCUACGCGUGAGCAGCCUCAAAUCACCAACGGUCAGUCACAGCCGGAUCAAGGUGUCGGUUCCUUGGCGCCACCGAAACAACACGACGAUCGUUCGGAAUUGAGUUUGUCAAAAAAUACAACGACAAAUUUACUCUCGCCGUCAACGGACGAGGAAGAUCUCUUUGAUGUACCACCAGAACUACCGGAAGAUCCGAGUGUCAAAGAAGAUACUUUAUUCGAUAAAGGUCCCGUGUUGUCGCCAGUUACGGAGAGAAAAAAGAUUGAUACGAAUGAAACGAAAAUUGAAAAGAAAAAAGAAACACCAGCCGAUGAGAAAAAAGAGGAACAACCAAUUGAUCCUUUGAGAAAUGACAAACGUGAUCCCAUAGAGGAUCAUUCCUCUUUGUUCGCGUUCGUUACAAAAACGCCGUCACCUCAGGAAAACAAAAAUUUACUGCCAAAUGAUGAUGAUAGCCUGUUCAAAGGGACAUCUAAAAAUUCCAAAGUUGCAGAUCAAAAGUUCAAGCCAACUCUGAAUUUAUUUGAAGAUGACGAUGCGAGUGGCAGCGAUCUUUUCUCAACAAGCAAAACGAAACUGAAAAAACCUUUGAAAGAUAUGAAAAUCGAUUUAUUCGAAGAUACUAGCACUGAUGAUAAUGAUGAUCUUUUUGGUGCUUCAAAGAAAAAUGCAGAAGAGAAGAAAACUCCUCAGAAAGAAGCUUCGCAGGAUGUAAAACCAAAAACAGCUGAAGAUAAAACUGAAGAUAGACCUAAAGAAACAAAUAAAAAGGAUAUUUUUGAAACGUCGAGUGACGAGGAUGAUAUAUUUGCAAAAAGUAAAAAGGUUUUACCAAAAAGAAAUACUCUGUUUGACGAGAUUGCCGACUUUGACGAUGAUGAAGAUCUUUUUGGAAAACCUAAGUCAUCCGCUGGUGCAAGUGAUUCUAAAACGUCGACAAGCGACAAAAGUACUGUAAGAAGAAUAGUAAAAAAAGAUCUUAGUAGAACAGUCGAAAAUGAUCCCUUGAGUUUACUGCAAGAUGAAUAGUUAAUUUUGUAUACCAUUUACGUGAAUUUUAUUUAAGACUGUUAUUCAUAUAUACAAGAUGAUGAAUGUCAUCGUCGUUCGAAAAAUACAUCGAAUUUUUAGUAGUUUAUUGAAAACGUGUGUUGCGCAUAUUAAUUUCAGUUUUUGCUCAUAGUUCAGCAAAAAUGUACAGUUUUUAGAAAAAUGUGAUAUUCUAGAUUUUCGAAACAUUAAAAGUUUUUGAAAAACAAAAAAAUUUAAUGAUUGGCAAAUUCACAAUGAAUUAUUAUACAAUGAAUUUAAUUUUUGUUAUUUUAUUAUUUAAUCUUGUCAAAAUAUUCGUUUUAUUAAAUUGUUAAUUAUAAUAACCUAAUGAACUGAGAACUCGAUAUAUUUAUCGCAGUUAAUUACCGUAUUAAAUAUUUCGAUCUUUGCGGUCGAUCGUAUUGUGAGAUAUUGUAAAGCAAUGUAUGAAAAUAUUUUUCAUCUUAUACUAAUGAAGCGUCAUCGAUAUUUUUAUUUUAUAUUUUUUGUAUGUACAGAAAUAAAUGUUAUUAAUCAUGUACAUUUAAUGGAAUGUUUCUAAAAAUAGCGCAGGGCGCUGAUUUUUUCUAAUGUACCAUACGUUUUAUUGUAUUAACCACAUAAAAGUUUCAUGCUUUGCAUAUAAUAUGUAAAUCGAUGAAUAAAUUUGUGUUUUCUUAUGAGGUCCGAUUUUAUCUCGCUACAUAGAAAUAUAUUUCCGACAGUUUUUUUAGCAAGUUUGGAAGAAGAAAUGAAAAUUCAUGAACUUGACCAUUACUGUAAUUAAUUAUGUACCAAAAAAAUAACAAUGUAAUUUUGAAUUAUGUGAAGGUAAACUGGGAAUUAUUAGAUACAUCGUCGAAAAAUUGUAGAUAGAAGUACGGACCAAUUUUCAUAAAUAACUCAUACGUGUUAUGCAUAUUAAGAUAUAGAAAUUGCAGUAAGAGAAGUUAUGAAAUCAUCAUGAAUAUUUUAAUUACUAGAAUGUGUUCUUAAAAAUAGAAUUCA
Messenger RNA from Trichogramma pretiosum, 6679 nucleotides. It is a transcript of the gene nclb, whose product is annotated as WASH complex subunit 2C. The coding region runs from base 302 to 5668 and encodes 1788 amino acids. NCBI's taxonomy places the organism in Eukaryota, Metazoa, Arthropoda, Insecta, Hymenoptera, Trichogrammatidae. The transcript has 14 exons. The record is from RefSeq and is a predicted model, not a curated record.